AUGUCUGACGGCGAAGUCGAAGUCGCGGCCUCUGGCUACGAGGUCCUCCCCAAGGAGGUGAGCGUUGAGAUUGGUAGCGUCAAGCUCUUCAACCGUUGGAGCUAUGAGGACGUGGAGAUUCGCGAUAUCUCCUUGACCGAUUACAUCCAGAUCCGCUCCCCCGUAUACAUUCCUCACUCCGCCGGUCGCUAUGCCGUCAAGCGCUUCCGCAAGGCCAACUGCCCCAUCAUUGAGCGUCUCACCAACUCUCUGAUGAUGCACGGCCGCAACAACGGCAAGAAGUUGAUGGCCGUCCGCAUCGUUGCCCACUCCUUCGAGAUUAUCCACCUCAUGACCGACCAGAACCCCAUCCAGAUUGCCGUUGACGCCAUUGUCAACUGCGGACCCCGCGAAGACAGCACCCGUAUCGGUUCCGCCGGUACCGUCCGGAGACAGGCCGUCGAUGUGUCGCCUCUACGCCGCGUCAACCAGGCCAUUGCCCUGCUCACAACCGGUGCCCGCGAGGCGUCGUUCCGCAACGUCAAGUCGAUUGCCGAGUGCCUUGCUGAGGAGCUGAUCAACGCUGCCAAGGGAAGCAGCAACUCGUACGCUAUCAAGAAGAAGGACGAGUUGGAGCGUGUCGCUAAGAGCAAUCGGUAA
Messenger RNA from Lasiosphaeria miniovina, 639 nucleotides. RefSeq names its product ribosomal protein S7 domain-containing protein. Bases 1 to 639 code for a protein of 212 amino acids. NCBI's taxonomy places the organism in Eukaryota, Fungi, Ascomycota, Sordariomycetes, Sordariales, Lasiosphaeriaceae. Gene Ontology annotation, molecular function: rRNA binding; mRNA binding; structural constituent of ribosome. The record is from RefSeq and is a predicted model, not a curated record. Gene Ontology annotation, biological process: ribosomal small subunit assembly; translation. Gene Ontology annotation, cellular component: ribosome; cytosolic small ribosomal subunit. The transcript has 4 exons.